AAAAGUUUGUUUGACAUUACUUGAAGAUGGUCUCAGUUUAUAUUAUUUAGUGUAAACAAGUAGACUAGUGUUUUGUGUGCAUCUUUGUACAAAUAUAGCUAAUAUAUAUUCUGUAUUGUGCAUGAUAAGCUAGGCAAUAUAAGCAUUACCAGCAGUUUUGUUUCUGUUCUACUGUUGUUUUCUAUGCCUGUUUGUCAUUCAUGAAUUCCAAACACAUUCAAUGCUAUUUUUUCUAAUUUAAGGGGAAAAAAAGAAUAAAGAAUAUAAUAAAGAAAAUGAUUUUCAAAGAAAAUUAACUCAGCAAAAUUGUCAUCCUGGCCCCUCAGGUGUCAAUUAUAUCAGACCUUUCUGGAAAAUCACUUCUUAGAUAUUGCCACCAUGUUGUCAUGGAAAGUAUCUGAUUAAACUCUAACUGUUUGGAGCCUGACGUCUCAUUUAACCUGUCCUGACACCUCCUGGAGCCAGGACUAACCACAACCCACAAGAUGGAUGGAUGAAUAAAUGAAUACAUGGAUUAGAGGAUGAAUGUGUUUCCCAUUCUCUUCCAUGUGUAUGACUCCGAACAAAAGGAGGUUCUUUCCUCUUCAUUAAGUUAAUGGAUGUACGGCUGAUGUACCUGAGCAGCAGGUAAGACAUGCACAGAUUUCAGAGCCUGAGGGGCUGAAUCAAUCUCCACACACAUGGACUCACUGGCUCCUUCCUUGUUUGUCUUUGGUCUUAUGUGACAUCUCUUUAUUACUGCUGGAUGCAGUUAGUGCUACAGAGACAGCCCCAUGUGUUUUAGGUGGGGUUGGCAGCGCCAUUUCUAAUAAAUUACAGAUUUGUGCAAGUUCAGUGUCAGAGGAACUUCAGGAGAGGUGAUAUCAGGACUGGAAGUGAGAUUUCUCGCUGAUUCUGGAGAGUUUAGCUGUGCUGCGUCUGCCAUCCAGAUCCACAGUCACUGGAACCAGCAAUGGCUCCUCUGAGGUCUGGAGCACAGGGACUGUCUCCUGUAACUCUAUGCUGUGUGACACUGGCUGUUUGGCUGUGUUGUGGCGCUCAAACUGAGACUUCUGUGCUCAACCUGAAGCGUUUCAUCGGCUGUGCAGUCAGAGAAUUUACCUUUCUGGCCCGUAAGCCGGGAUGCAGUGGGCUGCACAUCACCACUGAUGCCUGCUGGGGACGCUGUGAGACCUGGGAAAAGCCUGUCCUGGACCCGCCCUUCAUCGAGUCGCACCAGCGCGUGUGCACAUAUAGCGAAACUCGAUUGGAGAUGGUGCAGCUGCCAAACUGCUCAGCAGACGUGGACCCGUCCUACACCUACCCCGUGGCCCUCCGCUGUGACUGUGGGGUUUGUCUCACUAGCACCACUGAAUGCAUCACUUCGGUCUGAUAUGCUGGAGAAAUCAGCCUCCACUUAAAACACCAAAGAUGUGCACUGCAGGAAUAAAAUGUAUCAAAAAUCGAUCUGUUUGAUGUCUAUGUACAUGUAGGAGAGAUUUUACCUUUAAAUGGUCACCUUAUGUUACUUUCUCAUCUUCUUUGUACCUUCCUCCUUUUUUUCCUGAAAAGAGCAAAACUGAAUAAAACUGCAAACACCACACCUGUGGUCUUGUGUCGUA
Sinocyclocheilus anshuiensis is the source of this 1601-nucleotide messenger RNA. RefSeq names its product glycoprotein hormone subunit beta 5 (gene gphb5). The transcript is spliced from 4 exons. Gene Ontology annotation, molecular function: hormone activity. The record is from RefSeq and is a predicted model, not a curated record. NCBI's taxonomy places the organism in Eukaryota, Metazoa, Chordata, Actinopteri, Cypriniformes, Cyprinidae. Gene Ontology annotation, cellular component: extracellular region; cytoplasm. Gene Ontology annotation, biological process: regulation of thyroid hormone receptor signaling pathway; G protein-coupled receptor signaling pathway. The coding region runs from base 953 to 1372 and encodes 139 amino acids.